UGUUGGAGUGCUCUGUGCGUAUGCUGCCAACCAGCAUUUAACUAACCAAGUCCGAGGAGCAAAGAAACUGGUUAACAGUAAUUUUAAAGAUCUGAAAAUUUUCCUUAACGACACUCCAGCGCAAAUUGACUACUUGGUGAGCCAGUACAACACAACUAAGGAUAAAGCACUCUCUGACCUAAAUAACGUUGGACCUUUGCUUGGAAGUAGAGUUCAAGAACAGCUGGGAAAAGAAGUACGUCCCGCACUUGAUGCAGCUCUGACAAUGGCAGGAGCCAUCAGAGAAACGAAGGAAGCACUGGAAAAUGUGAGUGUCUCUGUAGAGGUUUUGCAAGAGGGAACAGAGAGGCUUCAUGGAAACUUGACAGAUGUUAAAAUGCAUCUAAGCAACACCCUCAAUGAUUCUGCAUGCUCUGCGGCUCAGGCUGCCUCAACUUGCAAUAUCAUCAGGAAUUCGUUAAAUCAACUGAACAUCAAUGCCAAUUUUAGUGGGUUGCCAGGAGUAAGCUCACAGCUUGCGAAGGUCAAUGAUGUCCUUAAAACAGACCUUUCCAGUCUGGUUCAAAAGGGUUAUGCAGCAUUUAAUGAUACUCCAGACUUAGUGGUGAAUCAAACCAGGAACAUUUUAUCAGCUGUUCCUUAUAUCAAAAGUGUGCUGGAAUCCAUUGGUUCAAAUAUCACUACCUUCACAAAAACGCUCCCUGUUCAGAAGAUUUUAGCAGAUUUGAUGAUAUAUCUUACACAGAGUGAAGCAUACGUUCAGGAUUAUUUUCCGGUAGUGGAGCAGUACGAUUUCUACAGGUGGCUGGGUUGUCUCAUUCUGUGCUGCAUGGUGGUCCUGAUUCUGGUCUUUUACUAUCUUGGAUUGCUAUGUGGCACCUGUGGUUAUGAUAAACAUGCUUCUCCAACAACCAGAGGCUGCAUCUCCAACACUGGAGGAAACUUUCUUAUGGCUGGUGUUGGAUUCAGUUUUCUUUUCUCCUGGGUGCUGAUGAUUGUAGUGGUGCUCACUUUUGUCACAGGUGGAAAUGUAGAAAAACUGGUCUGUGAGCCCUUUGAAGAUAAAGCUUUAUUCAAGGUUUUGGAUACUCCCUACUUACUAAAUCAACACUGGAAAAACUAUCUUUCUGGCAUCCUGUUUAAAAAUCCAAAUAUCAACUUGACUUUUGAAAAAGUGUACAGUGAUUGCAAGGAAAACAAAGGAAUUUAUACUUCCCUUCACCUAGAACACCUGUUCAAUAUCAAUGAAUUUCUAAAUAUUAGUAUGUAUACAGAAGAUGUAGCACUUAAAAUUGAACAUAUUCAGAUAAACCUCAGCAAAAUCAUUCUGCUGGAUGAAAUUGGGAAGGAGAAUCUUCUGAAUUUCAGCUCUUCAGGAAUAGAAGGGAUAAACUUUGCAGCAUAUUUGACAGAGAUUAAUAAAAGUGUUACCAAGGUUGAUCUUCUGUCAUUUGCUAAUGACUUAGAAGCAAGAGCAGACCAACUGCCAAAAGGAGCACUGGAAAAUGCCUUAAAGGGGCACGCAAGCAACAUUCGGAUGAUUCAUAACCAGCAAGUUGUUCCACUAGAGCAAGCUAUGAGCACUUUAAAUCAGAGCAUUAGGUUACUGAAGAGGACAUCAUCAGAACUUACGGUUAAGGUGAAAAAUGUCAUUAGCGCUGUUAAUGCUGCCCAGCUUCUCAUAAAUAACAACGCUUCUCUAGUUAUUGUCCAGGAGACAAAAAAGUACAUGGAUACCAUAGUUGGCUACUUUGAGCAAUACGUUGAGUGGGUUAAGGAGUCGAUUGCCAUGGAGGUAGCAGCAUGCAAGCCUAUUGCCAAUGUGAUAGAUACAGCAGUAGAUAUUUUUUUAUGCAGCUAUAUAACUGAUUCUGUGAAUACCUUCUGGUUUGGUUUGGGAGGCUCUUCAAUAUUUUUAAUUCCUGCCAUAAUUUUUGCUGUAAAACUCUCCAAAUACUAUCGUAGAAUGGAUACAGAGGAUGUAUAUGAUGAUACGGAAAAUGGUAAUAAUGGUUAUCAUAAAGAGCAUUUAUAUGGUAUACACAAUCCUGUUUUUACAAGCUCUGUGGAACAGUGGUAACACAUACGGGAAACAUUAAGGGGCUAUAUAAAUGAGGCUCAAGAUUCUUCUACGGGAGUAUAUCAUUAUUCUUCCAACUGUAUUGGCAUUUGCAUUCAUCUUUCAAAUCCUGAGCCACUUGUUUUAUGUCACCUGUGCUGUAAAUCCCAAAUGUACUAUUGAAUGUGAUGCCAUAAACUACUGUACAGAAUAUUUUGCGAUCAGGGCACUGCCUCACAAAUACCACUGUUCAAGGCUUGAAUUAAAAUGUUUUUUUUGUUUUUUACUUUUUUACACUGGGCUUUCUACCUUACAUCACAGUAUAUAAAUUAAUUAGAUUAAUAGCCUUUGCCUAGCAAUCCUCUGACAACUGGUCAAGUUCUUAUCUUAAAUUGUUGAUUUGUGUUAAAUACAGUACAUACACGUUUACAUAAAAAUACAUUUUGUAUACAGAGACUUUUGUAUAUACAUUUUUCUUAAAACUUUUAAGUGUUUAGUUAAGGUUUUAUUAUUGUAUAAUACUCUUCACAAAUGAAUUUACCAGCAUGAUCAGUGUUGCUAUUUGGUGCUCUUGAAUGACCACUUUGGACUAAAUUUGAAGUGUAAUGGGAUCCACAGUGUCUCUUUGUGUCUCUGAAAAGUCCAGUUGCAGUUCUGUUUUCUCCCGCUUUUUUUAAUUAUUUAACAUUUAGUGGUUUUUGCAGUAUAGACCUAAAAGGGGCUUUUUGGAGAAGUUUGUUUUGAAACUCUUUGGGUGGGAGGGUUGGGAGUGUGCGUGAUGCGUAAUAUAGCGAAAAAGCUAAGCUUUCUAGAGUUCAGUAGUAAUGCAAAAAGAGCAUGAGAGAUGUAUGUUGGUGAUUUUUAGAAUGCUUUACAUUCUCUGUCUCCCUUUUCCUCAUUCACACUCACUUCUGUAAAAUCCUUAAUAGUAUCACUGUUAAGCUGUGGCUCUUUCAGGGGGCAGUGAUAGUAUUUUUGCUAAAUAAUUUCAACAUACAAUUUCCAAUAUUGAAAUUCAAAUGUGGAGUUAGCAUUUGGAGUUAAUAUUUGUACUAUUAGAGUUAUUGCCUUGAAUUUAGGCAUACAGUUGCAUUGCUGAAUUAGUUGACAGCAGAAUUCAUCAACAAGGCCAAAAGCAUAUAUGUUACUAGUGUAAAACGUUUCAGCGGGUGAAGUAAUUUGGUAUAUUGAUCUAAAAUAGUGUCUCUUCAUAUACUGGUAUUGUUAACUUUGUUUCCAACAAGCUUCAUUGGCUUGAAGUAGGGAUAAUCCUGUAAAUCAUUCAUAUAAUUGUAAAGAAAUGCUGAAAAGUGAUACCAGUCUUUAAUCUGGAAUAACCUUAAAUUUUCCAUUUUUUAGGUCAUAAAUGGAAACAUUUCUAGUUGACAGUAUGUAGCAUAUGUGUAUAUGUAAUGUUCAGAACUGCAGAUUUUUAAAAGUUUCUAUUUUUAAUUUGAGAAAAUGUUUCCAGUUCAUUUAAAUAAAAAAGAACUUGCUUAACUACCU
Messenger RNA from Cariama cristata (Red-legged seriema), 3565 nucleotides. RefSeq names its product prominin 1 (gene PROM1). Gene Ontology annotation, molecular function: cholesterol binding. Gene Ontology annotation, cellular component: apical plasma membrane; microvillus; cilium. The transcript is spliced from 23 exons. The annotation marks the transcript as partial. Lineage: Eukaryota; Metazoa; Chordata; Aves; Cariamiformes; Cariamidae. The record is from RefSeq and is a predicted model, not a curated record.